Messenger RNA from Centropristis striata (black sea bass), 9113 nucleotides. RefSeq names its product CREB binding protein a (gene crebbpa). Gene Ontology annotation, molecular function: chromatin DNA binding; histone acetyltransferase activity; transcription coactivator activity. The coding region runs from base 824 to 8242 and encodes 2472 amino acids. The record is from RefSeq and is a predicted model, not a curated record. Gene Ontology annotation, biological process: positive regulation of transcription by RNA polymerase II. The transcript is spliced from 31 exons. NCBI's taxonomy places the organism in Eukaryota, Metazoa, Chordata, Actinopteri, Perciformes, Serranidae. Gene Ontology annotation, cellular component: transcription regulator complex; histone acetyltransferase complex; nucleus.
AAAAAAAACUUUUUUGUAUCGAAGGAAUCAACAGCCGCCAUCUUGUCGUGGCUCGGAAUUAGGAUUUCGGUCCAACACUGGUUUUUACGUAGAAAAUCGAGCAUCCUUACCGCGAUAUGACAGCGUCCUUCUCCUGAAAACGAAAUCUUAACGUCGCCUCGGAGACAUUUUGUGCGAAAAAACGUGAAUUGGAUCGGUGGUCGUCGGGCAAAAAACGCUCCGUAUAUCUGAUUUCCCCUUCAGAGUGCGGCGAUUCAGCCCCUGUCGCCGUCCGGGAGCAGUAUUGUUUACCGUGGGCAAGCCGAGACCAGAUCGUGACUUUCGAGGUGAUUUGCAAAAAUACAGCAUUUUCAUGCAAUUGCGUAUUUUUGUGGAGCUUCGCGCGAUUUUUGCAUGAAGAAAUUUGACGUCACGCAAAAUGGGAAAAUAGAAAUUAGGACCUUUUCCCCGGAAGGCAGCAGUCCACCUGAUUUUAUUGGAUUGUCAUUUUGAAGUUGGAUUUUUACAUGGGGGAUAUUUUAUUUUGGGUUAUUUAACGAUAAUAAUGUGGGUGUUGGGUGUUGGAUUAUCAUGGGGUGAAUGGCGGUGGCGGAGCGGGGCGCUGUUGCAUCUCUUUUGAAACACUGACUCUCACAGCAAGGAGCAGCUAACGCUAACAGUUCACUUAGCUGGUAGCAGGCAAUUAGCUAGCUGUUAGCCAGUUAGCUAACGUUAGCAGGCUGUCAGCUUGCUAAUGUGAAGGUUCGGGUUGGUAAAACAACUUCCCUGUCAUAAGGUAAUCACAAUUAUCAACUUAAGCAACCGGCCCGACAAGAGAACAACUAUGGCUGAAAACCUGCUGGACGUCGGACCUCCCAACUCUAAGCGGCCGAAGCUGAAUUCACCUGCCCUGUCAGCGUCUGAUGGACCAGAUCUGGGCUCACUAUCCUGGGAUGAUUUGGAGAAUGACCUUCCAGAUGAGUUGAUUCCUAAUGGAGGCGAUCUGAGCCUGAUGGGUGGAAUGCCCUCAAAUGUAGGAGCAGCACCUGGGGCUGGUGGGCCAGGUGGAGCACCUGUUGUACCGGAUGCGGCCGCCAAGCACAAGCAGCUCUCAGAGCUCCUUCGAGCAGGUAGCACCUCCAGUAUCACAGGUGCAGGGCUGAACUCAGCUAGCCCUCAGCCAGGCGGUAUGGGGCCUCAGCUGGGCACACCACUGAGAAAGAGCCCCCUUGGCCAAGGUUCCCCCAACAACCACCCGUCCCCCCAGGCCCAAAAAGCUGGAACACCAACUGGAGUAGCAGGACAGAACAACAACAAUAACACUGCAACAAUGGGCUUGAACACAACAGGUUUCAACCAGGCCAUGAUUAACAAUAGCCAGGGCCAUGCUGGGCUCCUGGCCCAGGGUGGGCAGUCCCAACCUGGGCAGGUGAUGAAUGGCGGUCUUGUACCUGAAGCUGGGAGAGGACGGGGAGCAGGAGUAGCAGGCAUGCAGUACCAGGCAUCAACAAUGCAGGGAGCUGCUCCAGGACCAGGAGGAGCAGGGAGUGCAUUGGCAGAAACACUCACCCAGGGAGGGCAGCAGAUGGGGGCUCACAGCACCCUCGGUGCAGCCCAGCAGGCAGGCAACAUGAACAAGAUGGGCCUGGGCAGCAAUGGGGGUCCUUUUGGGGCCCAGCCCUACGGUCAAGGUGCCACAGGGCCCAGCCAGCAGCUAAACCCUCAGCAGCAGCUCCAGAACAAGGCUGCACUUGCCAACAGCCUGCCACCCUUCCCCAAUGAGCUCAAAGGGGCCGCUGUCACAAGCGUGUCAAACAUGCAGCCCCAGCAGCAGGCGGCAUUGCUCCCACUGGCCGGCGGCGGAGGUGUGGCAGUGCCUUCGGCAGGCCCCACAGCUGACCCAGAGAAGCGCAAACUGAUCCAGCAGCAGCUGGUCCUGCUGCUUCACGCACACAAGUGCCAGCGACGGGAGCAGGCCAACGGGGAGGUAAGGGCCUGCGCCCUGCCUCACUGCCGCACCAUGAAGAACGUCCUCAACCACAUGACCCACUGCCAGGCCGGCAAGUCCUGCCAGGUGGCUCACUGUGCGUCGUCCAGACAGAUCAUCUCCCACUGGAAAAAUUGCACACGACACGACUGUCCUGUAUGCCUGCCGCUGAAGAACGCCAGUGACAAACGCACCCAGCAGCCCAUGUUGAGCUCCCCCAAUACGGGCCUCCAGAACCCGAUGUCCUCAGUCGGUGUGGGCCAGCCCAGUGCUCCUACCAUCAAUACCUCAGCCCCCAUAGACCCCAGCUCCAUGCAGAGAGCCUACGAAGCACUUGGGCUGCCCUACAGCAGCCAGGCCACUGGGCAGGCCCGAGGGGCCCCAGGGGGCCCGGGACAGACGGCAGGCACACAGAACACACAGGCCCAGCAGCUUCCGCAGCAGAUGAGACCCAUCAAUGCACUUGGUAACCAGAUGGCUCUUGGAGGUGCGACACUGGGCGUGACCACUUCAGAUCAGACAAACCUGCACACGGACUCCCUUCCCAACACACUCAACACUAACAAUCAGCUGCUUUCAGACGGGUCAGCUGUGGGCUCGAUGGGCAACCUACCCACAGCAGCACCCAUCUCUGCCACCGGCACCAGGAAAGCGUGGCACGAGCACGUCACUCAGGACCUGCGAAAUCACCUCGUACACAAACUAGUACAAGCCAUAUUCCCCACCCCUGACCCGGCAGCUUUGAAGGACCGACGAAUGGAGAAUCUUGUGGCCUACGCCAGAAAGGUUGAGGGGGACAUGUACGAGUCAGCUAACAGCCGGGAUGAAUACUACCAUUUCCUUGCUGAGAAAAUCUAUAAAAUCCAAAAGGAACUGGAGGAGAAGAGGCGCUCAAGGCUACAGAAGCAGAUCAUCAACCAGGCACCAUUGGCCGCCCAGGGGACCCAGCAGCCCGGCCUCCCCCAGCCCAGUGCCUUCGGCCCAAGGCCACAGAAUGGACCUGUUCCUCUGCCCAACAUGCCAAAUCAGAUCAUGAAUCGCAUGCAGGUUUCACAAGGAAUCAACCAGUUCAACCACAUGGCUCUGCCCAACGCCCAGAUAUCCCAGACGCCCAUGGGAGCCCGAGCUGCCUCACCCAUGAACCACCCACAGCAAAUCAACAUGAGCUCCGUCCCAGCGAUGGGCAUGUCUCCCUCCAGGAUGCCCCAGGCUCAGGGCAUGAUAGCCGGACACGGUGGUGGGAACAUGGUGGGCCAGACAGCCAGCCAGGGACCGUUUCUGGCGCAGACCCAGUUCCCUCCAGGAUCGACUGCAGUCGCUGCAACAGGUGCCAUGAACGUCACCGUGGGGCCCGGCAUGGGCCAGCCACCUGCACAGGCUGCCGUCACCCAGCAGCAACAGCAGAGCGCUAACCUCCCCAUGAAUGCACUUGGCCCCUCGUUGGGCCCUCAGCUAGCCUCCUCCCAAACCCCCUUGCACACCACGCCUCCGCCUGCUGCCUCCUCCGCCUCCACGGCUGGGGGAGCCACUAACCCGCCGCACCCCCAGCCCUCCAGCCGCAGCUCCACCCCCACCCUCCCUGGCCCUGCCCCAGCCCCGGGUGCCACCCCGCCCCGCCCCACCCAGCCCCAAACUCAGGCGGAGCUCCCUGCAGCAGCACAGACGCAGCCCCCGCCUCAGCCCCCUACCACGCCGCUGUCUCAACCGGGGGCCAGUCUGGAUAACCGGGUGCCCACACCAGCCUCCGCCGCCGGCGCCGACCUGCACUCACAGCAUGUUGGAGCAGACCUGCCCACACCGGAGGUCAAAAAAGAGGCACAACAAGAGUUUGAGGCCGCUGGCGGCAAAACUGAGCCCAAAAUGGAGACUGAGGAAGACUCUGCUUCAACGGUGGUGAAGAAGGAGGAGCCAGAGGAAAAGCCGGAGCCGAUGGAGGUGGAGGAGAAAAAGCCGGAGAUGAAGACAGAACCCAAAGAAGAGGAAGAGGGUGGAGCCAACGGAACCAGCUCCUCAUCCCCCUCUCAGUCACGGAGGAAAAUCUUUAAGCCUGAGGAGUUGCGUCAGGCUCUCAUGCCGACUCUGGAGUCUCUCUACAGGCAGGACCCGGAGUCGCUGCCCUUCAGACAGCCAGUAGACCCCACGCUUCUGGGUAUCCCUGACUACUUUGACAUCGUUAAGAACCCAAUAGAUCUGUCCACAAUAAAACGCAAGCUUGACACGGGCCAGUACCAAGAGCCCUGGCAGUAUGUUGACGAUGUCUGGCUGAUGUUCAACAACGCCUGGCUCUACAACCGAAAGACGUCCCGUGUCUACAAGUACUGCUCCAAGCUGGCCGAGGUCUUUGAGUCGGAGAUCGACCCUGUCAUGCAGGGCCUGGGGUACUGCUGCGGGAGGAAGUACGAGUUCUCCCCUCAAACCCUCUGUUGCUAUGGCAAACAGCUCUGCACCAUACCAACUGGAGGAACAUACUACAGUUACCAGAACAGGUAUCAUUUCUGUGAGAAGUGCUUUAAUGAGAUCCAGGGGGAGAGCGUGACGUUAGGAGACGACCCUGCACAGCCACAGACGAUGAUAUCAAAAGACCAGUUUGAACGUAAGAAGAACGAUGUUCUCGACCCUGAACCGUUUGUUGAAUGUAAAGAUUGCGGACGGAAGAUGCACCAGAUAUGCGUCUUACACUACGAGGUCAUUUGGCCAUCUGGAUUCAUCUGUGAUAAUUGUUUAAAGAAGAGUGCAAAAACACGGAAGGAAAACAAGUUCUCUGCAAAACGGCUGCAGUCCACACGACUGGGAAUGUACAUAGAGGACCGUGUGAAUAAAUACUUGAAGAGACAGAACCACCCAGAGGCCGGAGAGGUGUUUGUGCGAGUGGUGGCGAGCUCCGACAAAACGGUGGAAGUAAAACCAGGCAUGAAAGCCAGAUUUGUGGACACGGGUGAAAUGCCUGAGACUUUUCCCUACAGAACCAAAGCACUUUUCGCCUUUGAGGAGAUUGAUGGCGUGGACGUGUGCUUCUUUGGCAUGCACGUGCAGGAGUACGGCUCUGAGUGCCCAUUCCCCAACACUAGACGGGUCUACAUAUCAUACCUUGACAGUAUUCACUUCUUCAGACCUCGGAUUCUACGAACAGCAGUGUACCACGAGAUCCUCAUCGGCUAUCUAGAAUAUGUAAAGAAACUCGGGUACGCCCAGGGCCACAUCUGGGCGUGUCCGCCCAGUGAAGGAGACGACUACAUCUUCCACUGCCAUCCUCCCGACCAGAAGAUCCCCAAGCCGAAGAGGCUGCAGGAGUGGUACAGGAAGAUGUUGGACAAGGCCUUCGCAGAGAGGAUUCUGCAUGACUACAAGGACAUCUGCAAACAGGCCACAGAGGACCGCCUGACCAGCGCUAACGAGUUGCCGUACUUCGAAGGCGAUUUCUGGCCAAACGUGCUGGAGGAGAGCAUCAAGGAGCUGGAGCAGGAGGAGGAGGAGAGGAAGAAGGAGGAGAACACAGCCGCCUCUGAAACUCCUGAGGGUACGCCAGGUGACAGUAAAAACGCUAAGAAGAAGAACAACAAGAAGACCAAUAAAAACAAGAGCAGCGUGAGCCGAGCCAAUAAGAAGAAGCCUGGGAUGCCGAAUGUAGCCAAUGAUCUGUCCCAGAAGCUCUACGCCACCAUGGAGAAGCACAAAGAGGUGUUCUUUGUGAUCCACCUCCACUCCGGGCCCAUGGCCAACACCCUGCCGCCCAUCGCUGACCCCGACCCCUUGCUCUCUUGUGACCUGAUGGAUGGCCGCGAUGCCUUCCUGACUCUGGCCAGGGACAAACACUGGGAGUUCAGCUCCCUGAGGAGGUGUAAGUGGAGCACCAUGUGCAUGCUGGUCGAGCUGCACAACCAGGGACAGGACAGAUUUGUCUACACCUGCAACGAGUGCAAGCACCAUGUGGAGACACGCUGGCACUGCACUGUGUGCGAGGACUUUGAUCUGUGUAUCAAUUGUUACAACGCAAAGGGCCACGAGCACCAGAUGGUGAAAUGGGGCCUUGGCCUGGACGACGACAGCAACGGCCAGAGUGGAGAGGCCUCCAAGAGCCCACAGGAGAGCCGGCGCUUAAGUAUCCAACGCUGCAUCCAGUCGCUGGUCCACGCUUGUCAGUGUCGCAACGCCAACUGCUCUCUGCCGUCCUGCCAGAAGAUGAAGCGAGUGGUGCAGCACACCAAGGGCUGCAAGCGCAAAACAAACGGCGGCUGCCCUGUAUGCAAGCAGCUUAUCGCUUUAUGCUGUUACCAUGCAAAGCACUGUCAGGAGAACAAGUGUCCUGUCCCGUUCUGCCUGAACAUCAAGCACAAGCUUCGCCAGCAGCAGCUGCAGCACCGGCUCCAGCAGGCCCAACUGAUGAGGAGAAGAAUGGCCACCAUGCAAGGCAGAACCAUGCCCCUACCGUCCCCGCCGGCCUCCGCUGCCCCCAGCACUCCCACGUCCCACGCCCAGCCCAACACUCCUCAGACACCCCAGCAGCCGCUCUCCAACCAGCCGCAGACCCCCAACUCAGCAGGCGUCAUGUCCCCCUCUUUUCCCAACGCACCUCGCAAUGGCCAGCCUCAGACGCCAGUGUCCCAGGGCAAGCCCGGGCCCCAGGCCUCCCCUCUACACCAGCAGCCGUCCCCUCUCCCUCAGCCGCCCCAGCCACCUCAGCAGCUCCAGCAGCAGCCUCCACUCGCUGCGGUCAAGAUGGCAAGGCACAUCGAGAUGAUGGCGCAGGCCCAGCAGAACCAGCAGAACUACCGAGUCAACAUGAACGGCUUGCCCAUGAACCCCCAGCAGACACAGCAGCGCAUGACCGGACCAAUGCAGCCACCCAUGCAGAUGGUGCCAGGGCCCCGGGGACCACAGGUCAUGCAGCCAGGUCAGUGGCCUGUAGCUGCAGGGCAGAUGCAGGCAGCUCAGACUCAACAACCAGGUCUUGUUCCAGGCCAGACCCCACAGCAGGCCAUGACCAUGCAGCGAGCCAUGAUGCCCCCAGGCCAGCAACCUCAGCAGGGUCAGAGGAUGCUGAUACCACAGCAGCCUGGUGUCCGGCCACAAACACCCCAGAGACCUGGAGCCAUUGCACCCAACGCCCUGCAGGACCUCCUCCGCACCCUCAAGUCUCCCAGCUCGCCCCAGCAGCAGCAGCAGGUCCUCAACAUCCUCAAAUCAAACCCUCAGCUCAUGGCUGCUUUCAUCAAACAGCGAACAGCAAAGUACCAUGCCAACCAACCACAGCAACAGCAGCAAGCAGGUCAGCAGCAGCCUGGCAUGCCAACAAUGCAGACCAUGACCAUGCCAGGAGGGGCGGUGCAGAGGCCGGGGAUGCCCCCGCAGCAGCCUCAGCAGCCUCCUGCGCAGGGCAUGGCUGCAUUAGGGGCUCAAGGGCAGCUGAUAAACACAGCACACAACACCAACCCCCAGAUCCAGGAGAUCUACCGCCGCCAGCUCUUAAGACAGCAGCAUCAGCAACAACAACAACAACAACAACAGCAGCAGCAGCAGCAGCAGCAGCAACAACAACAACAGGGAGUGAUGUCUCAGGGCCAUCCAGGCCAGUUUCCUGCUCAGGCGCAGGGCACACAAGCUACGUACUCCCAGCUCCGCAUGCAGCAACAGCAGCAGCAGCAGAUAGCCAUGCAGGCAGGUUCAGGAGCUGCCGGGGGACCCAUGGGCCAGCUGCCACCCAUGGCUCAGAUGGCCCAGCCCGGCAUGGGGUUGGAUGCCACCAAGAACUUACUGCACCAACGAAUGCUCCAGCAGCAGCAGCAGCAGCAACAACUUCCGCAGCAGCAGCAGGCCGUCCUCAAGCAGCAGAUGGGUUCUCCCGCCCAGCCCAGCCCCAUGAGCCCCCAGACCCACCUGCUGGCUGGCCAGCCCCAGGGUGGAGCCCACCUACCCGGCCAGCCCACACUAGCCAACGCCCUCAACAACCAGGUCCGCUCCCCGGCGCCAGUCCAGUCCCCCUGUCUGCCCUCGCAACAGCCCCAGCAGCAGCGGCCACAUUCCAGUCCCUCACCGCAGGUCCAGAACCAGCCCCAGCCUUCGCCGCAGCACCAACAUCCACCCCACUCGGGUUCCCCCCACCCGGGACUCGGGGGCCCACUGUCGGGGUCCAUGGAGCAGGGACACUUGGGGACGCCAGAACAAAGCGCCAUGCUACCGCAGCUUAACACGCCCAACAGAGGGGGGCUGAACAGUGACUUGGGGAUGGUGGGAGACGCUACAGGGGACACUCUGGAGAAGUUUGUGGAGGGAUUGUAGCAUUUCUGCUCGGAACUAAAGAACACAGUCUCUCUCCCAGGGACCCCCCCUCCCACCCCUCCUCCUCCUACUCGGACUCUUUGUCCUGUUAGAGGGCUUUGUUUGUUCUUUCUAAGGUUGAGAACGUUUUUUUUUUGUUUUGUUUUUUUGUACUGACAUGUAAAAAGUUUCAACUGUUGUAAAAAGAAAAAGAAAAUUUGGUCGAGGAAAAAAAAAAAGUCAACUCUUCUAGGGUAUGUAAUUGUUUCCUAAAAGUUGCUUCUUAAAUGAAAUUUAAAUCACAAAGAAUAUAUUUUUUGGUUGAGACCAAAUGUGUUCAAUACUCAAUUUAUUUUUGGUUUGUUUUUGGUAUGCUUUCAUGCCUUUCUCGUUUCUUUUUUUCAUUUUUUUUUCUCAAAGAAAAUGUACAAUUGCAUUAUAUUAUUCAUAUCUUUUUAUUUUGUACCUUUGGAAAAGAAACUUAAAGCAUUUUUGUGUUGAAACUGUAAAAUAAUUUGUGGGAAUUGGGCCAGGUUUUCGUUUAUUUUCUCAAGCUGUCAUUCCUGGCAAUUGUAAUCUAGUGUUGUACCAUUACUCCAAGACAAUGCGUUCAGGGACCGCUCCCCUCCUCUUUGUGUGUAUGAAGAGCACUCAGUUGUAUUGAAAUAGGAAAAUGGACCGCAGCAGUUGUGUAUACACAGGCAUGUAUACAGGCACACAUGAAGACACUGACACAAACCCGCACCGUCACUAAAAUAACUACAGCUGCGACUGGUUUCACAAACACAGACAACGAGGACUGCAACCUACAUCUCAGUGGCCUGGAAUUUGGAAAAAUCUGUCUUGCAGGUGUGGAACAUUGUUGCUUUGACAUUAAAAAGAAUUUGUCAUA